AUGGGUAAAAGUGAGAUCCACCAGGUUCUUGAGGCGAAGCCAAUCUACUGCUUCGCCUUCAACAAGGAUCGCACUGCUGGGACUCUAGCUGAGCAUGGUCAAACUGUGACCAGCAUCGAUUGGGCCCCGGAGACCAAUCGCAUCGUCACAUGCGGACAAGAUCGUAACGCUUACGUAUGGGUUAACACCGACGGUGAAUGGAAACCAACACUGGUGCUGCUACGAGUGAACCGGGCUUGCACGUACGUCAAGUGGUCACCUAAGGAGGACAAGUUUGCGGUCUGCACGGGCGCGCGUAUGGUGAGUAUCUGCAACUUCGAAGAAGACAAUGACUGGUGGGUAUCUCGGCACAUUAAAGAAGACAUCCGCUCCACCACCACAUGUGUGGCGUGGCAUCCCAACAAUCUCAUAGUGGCGAUUGGGUCAUCGGACUUUAAGGUGCGCUUGUUUGGCGCGGCAGUCAAGGGUGUGGACAAACGCCCGGCCGACUGUGCCUGGGCUCCCGGUAGCAAGCUCAAGAGUUUCGGCGGCUUGCUGCACGAGUUUGCAUCGCCUGGCAGUGGGUGGGUGCAUUCUGUGGCUUUCGCGCCUUCGGGCGAUAAGCUUGCCUGGGUCUCCCAUGCGAGUUCUAUCUGCGCCGUAAACUCGGCUGCGUUGGAUACCGUCGUCAGCACACCCAUCGCAGCGAAGAAAACCGGCACUCUCGACGAGGCUAAGGUGGUCAAAGCUAAGGAGAACUCGGCCAUGUCCAAGUUCAAGCUUAUGGAUGCCAAGGGUAACACGGAUAAGACUGGACUCGAUACUGUUCACCAAGGAGCCGUGACACACAUGAUUCCCUUUGCCGGAGAGGUUGGCGCUUACAGUCGGGUCGCCACAUCCGGCAAGGACGGCAAGAUCGUAGUCUGGGAUCUAUAA
This is a messenger RNA of Sphaeroforma arctica JP610, 915 nucleotides long. RefSeq lists its product as hypothetical. Gene Ontology annotation, molecular function: actin filament binding. Gene Ontology annotation, biological process: Arp2/3 complex-mediated actin nucleation. Bases 1 to 915 code for a protein of 304 amino acids. Gene Ontology annotation, cellular component: Arp2/3 protein complex; actin cytoskeleton. The transcript is spliced from 6 exons. The record is from RefSeq and is a predicted model, not a curated record. NCBI's taxonomy places the organism in Eukaryota, Ichthyosporea, Ichthyophonida.